CUGGCCAACUAGAGAGGAGGGGACCGAGACCGAGGAGGAUGGAGAACACGCAGGCAACACAUGUGGUGUCUUCGGAGGGACUGGAGGAGCUGGUGAAGCAGAUUGACCCAGCUGAGGCUCUGGACAACGAGGUGAAGGAGGUCCUGUUUGAGAUUGCCGACGACUUCAUCGAGUCGGUCACCUCCUUUGCCUGUGCUCUGGCCAAGCAUCGCGGCUCGGACACGCUGGACGUCUCGGAUCUCAAGCUCCACUUGGAGCGUAACUGGGAUAUCCAUGUUCCGGGCUUUGGUGGUGUGGACAUGGACGUUGCUCAGAUCCCGCCCGUCACCGACGCUCAUCGUCAGCGCCAGGCCGCUGCCAAGGCCGUCGCCGACUCGAUCCUCCCGUAGAGAAUGGCGGGCAAGUGAAGGAACUGAUGCCAUGGA
Molecule: messenger RNA, 425 nt
Organism: Thecamonas trahens ATCC 50062
Lineage: Eukaryota; Apusomonadida; Apusomonadidae
Product: transcription initiation factor TFIID subunit 12
Exons: 2
Coding region: 39-389 (116 amino acids)
Biological process (GO): DNA-templated transcription initiation; RNA polymerase II preinitiation complex assembly
Cellular component (GO): SLIK (SAGA-like) complex; transcription factor TFIID complex; SAGA complex
Molecular function (GO): DNA binding; protein heterodimerization activity; TBP-class protein binding
Source: RefSeq, a predicted model, not a curated record